Molecule: messenger RNA, 2108 nt
Organism: Oryzias latipes (Japanese medaka)
Lineage: Eukaryota; Metazoa; Chordata; Actinopteri; Beloniformes; Adrianichthyidae
Gene: cnot7
Product: CCR4-NOT transcription complex, subunit 7
Cellular component (GO): CCR4-NOT complex
Molecular function (GO): nucleic acid binding; poly(A)-specific ribonuclease activity
Source: RefSeq, a predicted model, not a curated record
GUUUCACUUUACGUAAUGACGUCACUGUGUGGGGUCCGCUGUGAUGGCAGCCGUAGGUUGACAUCAAGCCCCACUGAAUAUAAAAGUAUUUCAAAGUUGGCGGAACACCCCCCUCCCCUCCCUGCUGACAGAUAUCACAGAACACACGGCCAGCUUUCAGAUAGCACACGCUCAAACACGCGCGCGCCCGUUUCGGGGAACGGUGAGUCAACGAAACAAAACCUUUGCAGUCUCCCAAAAAAAAAAAAAAGAAAAGAAGUGACGCCCCGGCGUGUGUGCGCGCGCGCGCACUGCUGCUACUUACUCGUGCCUGUCCUGUUGUACAACCACUCCUGUGUAGUUGAUCGAAACUAAUGUUUUGUGUGAGAAAACCGCACAGUCGCCACUCCUCUUGUUCGGAAGUUUUACCUCCAACCCGCUAACUGUUAACAGUGGCACUAUGCCCGCAGCCACUGUAGACCACAGCCAAAGAAUAUGUGAGGUCUGGGCCAGUAACCUGGAAGAGGAGCUCAAGAGAAUCCGGCACGUCAUCCGAAAGUACAACUACAUCGCAAUGGACACAGAGUUUCCAGGAGUUGUAGCCCGACCCAUCGGAGAGUUCCGGAGCAAUGCCGACUAUCAGUACCAGUUGCUGCGCUGCAACGUGGACCUGCUGAAGAUCAUCCAGCUGGGCCUGACCUUCAUGAACGAGCAGGGAGAGUACCCCCCCGGGACGUCAACGUGGCAGUUCAACUUUAAGUUUAGCCUCACAGAGGACAUGUACGCGCAGGACUCCAUCGAGCUCCUGACCACUUCAGGAAUUCAGUUCAAGAAGCACGAGGAAGAAGGCAUCGAGACGCUGUUCUUUGCAGAGCUGCUGAUGACAUCAGGAGUGGUGCUCUGUGACGGAAUCAAGUGGCUCUCCUUCCAUAGCGGCUACGACUUUGGAUACUUGAUCAAAAUUCUUUCUAAUGCAAACCUACCGGAGGAGGAGGCUGAUUUCUUUGAGAUUCUCCGCUUGUACUUCCCGGUCAUCUACGAUGUCAAGUACCUCAUGAAGAGCUGCAAAAACCUGAAGGGCGGGCUGCAGGAAGUCGCCGAGCAGCUGGAGCUGGAGAGGAUCGGACCCCAGCAUCAGGCCGGCUCUGACUCCUUACUCACAGGCAUGGCGUUUUUCAAGAUGAGAGAGAUGUUCUUUGAGGAUCACAUCGACGAUGCAAAGUACUGUGGUCACCUGUACGGCCUGGGCUCCGCCUCUGCCUACGUCCAGAACGGAACGGGAAACGCGUACGAGGAGGAGGCCAACAAGCAGCUGUCGUGACGGCGCCCCGUCGCUCUCCCGCCGCCACGGCACAGAGUCCGACCUCCGGCGGCCAGCUGACGAAACGGCGAACGAACCACAACGACGUGUGCAGCGUCAUUCAGCAAGCCGUUCCCUCAGAAUGGCAGCCGCCGGAGCCGAUGGUGCCCGCCGAGGCUUUUAUUCCUACAGACCAUGUGCUGUUCAGUUCCAUUUAACAUGCUUGAAAAGAUGGGAUUUUAGUUUUCCUAAAGUGUUCUGUAGAAAUGUUCAUGCACUUUAAAGCUCUGACCUGAUUUUAUGUGGAAAGCUGAACAUGUUCCUGGUGUGCGUCUCUCCUCUUGUGUUCCCUUUCAACAUUUUUCUUGUUUUUUACGUUGUGAAUAUGUGAAAAAAAAAAACCUUUAACUCCACCACACUCAGCCUUAAAGCAGAGCUGCGUCCUUCCGUUUUAACCCCCCCCCCCCCGUUAUAAUUUUUUUAAUUGUGAGCUCAACACAACGACCCCACAUUCAUCAGAGCAGGAAUCUGUGCGUUUACAUGCAUGAUAAUCUGUGCGUUUCACUCUCAUAAAGGAGGUUUUCCUGUAAAGAAGCUCCUUCCUCCUCCUCUGGAUGAAGAAGGAAAAAAAAAAGUUUUUCUGUUGCAUUUCUGAAAAUGUUCAACAGCUACUAGAAUGUAGGAAAGUGUGUGUGGAACCGCCUUCAUUCAAAGUGAUUCAUAGCUCCGCCCCCUUAGGUGUGUGGGGGCUUAAAAAUUACUCUCUUCAGAGUGAACUUUCAGUUUUAUUGCAAUCUAGGUUUUGUAACAUUUCAGUGUUGGAAUAAAA